UGGGUGGAUAGACCGACAAAGUAGUUGGCAAAGAGAAGGGGUGGGUGGCAAAACGGCUCUUAUCACUAAACAUUCACCGACAGACUGACUGAUUGUUGAAAUUAUUGUUGCUCACUAAAAAUUCACAAUAAACACAACAACAACAACAACAGCUAAACCUUUCCCACGUUUUAAUAAGUAAUACAAAGCAAGGUGACGUAGUUUACUAUUUGUAUGAGUUAACCUGACAAUAAACAUCAGUGAUACAAAAGUUGUUUUACACAUACUAAGUAUUAAAUUCAACAUCUUAAACAUAGUAGCAAGAACAGCAGAAACAGAUUCUAGUUUUAGUAGUUUUUCUUUUUUACAUAUAACUGAAAAACUCCCAAGCUCUGAUAGUUGCUCUUUUUUCCUUUUCCUCCACCAUAUUCGAAGUCGGAAAAUAUGGCACAGAAAAGAACACUAAUCUAUUGUUGGAUAUUAACAUUUGUGUCACUGGUGAACUUCCAGACAUCUAUAUGUGAAGACCAUAUUCCUCUGAAAUGUUACGGCACCCCUGCUGAUCUGGUAUUUGUUGUGGAUUCCUCAUCAAGUAUCUGGCCUAGUAAUUUCAGGAAACAAUUGGAAUUUAUACAUUACAUGAUUAACAGAUUAGAUGUCGGUAUGAACAAAUUACAGGUGAGAGUUGGAAUUGUGACUUUUAGUGACUGGGCCAUGGUCAAUGUCUACCUUAUGCAGUCCAGAGAUAAGUCUGUGUUGAAAUGGAAAAUUGGUUUGAUUAAACAGAUCCAAGGUAAAACUAACAUUGCAAACGCACUAAAUACUCUCUUUACCCGAGUAUAUAAAUCAGAAAAUGGAGCCAGACCUGGAGUGAAAAGGAUUGCGAUUUUAUUAACGGAUGGAAUAUCUCAGACACAUACAACGGCGGCAUUAGUAGCAAAACGCUGUCGAAAAGAAAACAUAGAAAUAUUUGCUAUUGGGAUCGGAAACCGUAUCAGAUACGACGAAUUGAGUGAGCUUGUUAGUAGACCUAGGUGGAAAUACUUGAUCCAUGCUUCAAGUUAUGAGGAUCUUAAUAGAAUCAAAGAUGACAUCGUUCGUAAAACAUGCCGAAACCUCCCAUUACGCUUGAGCUCAAAAGAAAGGAAACGAAUGCGAAAAAUACAAACUGGUGACUCAAGAGUAACUGAUGAUAUACAGCUUGAUGCGAAAGUAUGUCGAAAUAUUAUGGCUGAUGUCUAUUUUCUAAUGGAUUCUUCUUCGAGCAUUCGAAAAACUGAUUUCAGAAAGCAACUGCAUAUUUUAAGAAAAGUUAUAUCCAAAUUUCAGAUAGGAUCUAACAAAACACGUGUUGCUGUAUCCUUUUUUACUCACCAAUUCCUUCCUGUAUGGAAAUUGAACGACUUACAAGAUAAAUCAGAGAUUCUAAGACGUAUUAGAUCACUAAAGUACCUGGGAGGCGCCACAAAAACUGAUUAUGCUCUUUACAAAGUAAGAACACAAGGCUUUAUAUGGCGAAAUCAGCAAAAUGCUUAUCAAAUUUUAAUUGUAUUUACCGACGGUCAGUCGCGUGAUUACAAACGGACGAGAUACGAGGCAAAAUUAUUGAAGCAAAGAGGAGUUAAGAUAUUCGUCGUUGGAAUUGGUUCUUACGUUGAUAAGGAAGAGCUGAAUAGCAUCGCAAGUACACCGUCUAUAGAAUAUGUGCAUACUUUUGAUAGCUUUGACUCUUUAUCAAUGACCAGCGGAAUUCUGAAUGUAAAAGCGUGUUCAGCAGUGAGACAGAUGUUUUUUAAUGACCAAAAUGUUUGCAACAAAACUCAAGAAACAGAUUUGAUGUUCAUAGUCAAUAACCAUUUGCUAGGAUAUAAUAAGACUGAGAAAAUUGUGAAUGUAGUUGCUGAGAUUAUCGAGCUUCUCGGUAAAGAGUCGCCCAUCCGCACAGGAAUGAUGUAUGAUGACUGUGAAACAACAGAAGAUAUUCCCCUCGGUUCUUUACAAGAAAAAACAGCUUUCAUUCAGAAAAUAGAUAAAAUAAAGUUUAAUAGUUUUGCAGGGAUGAUUAGAAAACUCCGAUUAAACGUUUUUCCGGUGGAAGACAUAGAGACAAAGAAUUCAUCUCGGCGAAUCGGCUUUCUUUUCCUGGACGAGGUGACAAAUAUAAACGAUUUCAACGUCAUUAGAGAAGUAAAACUAAGCUUAGGCAAUGGUAUUCAGUUAUACGUUGUUGUGAUCGGUGACAGAGUCGAUAUUUCUACCAUUGAACGUAACAUAGCUCCACGGGAACGAAUUAUUAUAAUACCAUCAUACAACGAUCUAAAGUCGCUGCUGCCAUCAAAAUUUACUGAAAAACUUUGCCGCUUAAAAGAAUCUUUGCAACACUUCCAACUUGCAAGCACUUGAAAUUUGAUAAGAGUUAUAUUUUUAUUCAGUGACUAAUUUAUUUACUAAAAUAUUGUCUGGUUUCCUUUGGCAACAAAAUAAUAUAUGAAAACUUUGAUGUGUGUAUUCCAUGGAAUCAGUCAUGUUACCGUGUAGAAACAAAAAAUAUUUAUUUCUAGUUAUUUAAAACGCAAUCAAUAAUUAAAGAUAACAGUUGCAAUAUAUUAUUUAUUGCAAAAAUAACUUAUUGUUUAUUGGCAUCGUGAAGUAUGUUGUCCGAUCCAUUGUGUUCCAAAUGCCGUUUUCCUCCUAGGUCAGAACAAUUCAGGUUAUAAUGCUACUUUAUUCGCUUAAGGAAAAAUUUCCACCUGCAAAUAAUAUUUAUUUUUCUUUUAAGAAUUUUUUCUCGUUAAAGUCGAUUUCUGUUUAAAUUAAACUAUAGAGGGGCAGUUUGAUGGCUAAAGUGGUUAUCCAAGAUUAGUUAAAAACUAUUUUAAGGCUCAGAGCAAUAAUAACAAUAUGUUGGAAAUUUCUUAUCAUCAUAAAACAAUUAUAACUGCAUAAAACUAUCACACGCAAAAUUCAUAUCGUCAAAUUCUACUUUAUCAUAUUGCUUGAAUACAUGUUCAUAUUCUGGUUUUGCAGAAUAUGAUAUUAUAGAUCUCACAAUAAAUUUUAGUAACAUGUAAUCAUUAUACACCUAGGAAAUAUUCUAAAAUGAACUACUUAAUGGAACACGCGAUAUAUGAAAACGUAGCUAUUGCUAUUGUGGAAAUAUUUUAUUAGAUAUCAAAUAAUGAUACAGCAUUAUAAAUAAAACACUGCACCGAAAAUGUUCAUAUAACAAUAACAAUUGUCGUUUCACAAAUUACUGGACCGUAAUAAAUUUUUCUAAUAAACAUGACUGCGUGCACACACACACACACACUAUUUUAUUAACGCCGGAAAAUCUUCCCAGAAUUUCACGUGACCGUUCGUCAGACAGUCGUGAUACAACAAAAUAAUUAUUCUGCUUUAUCGCAACUGUCUGACGAAUAAUUAAAAAAUACCAAUUUGCUCUACUUUUUUGGUAUUUCAGUGCUAUUUCCCUCAUUUAGUUUUGCACUUAUGAGCUUGCUUGUGGGUAUGACAGAUGUCUGGAUGUCAAUAUGUUAAUAAUUUCUUUUCUUGUUACAGUUUUUAGAUAUAGUAUGAUUAUAUUUACAAAAUACGUUUGAGUGCAUAGUUAGAGAUAUAUGCGUGCUUAUAUAAAAUAUAAAAUUUGGCUUUGCUAUCAGGUCUUUCAGAGUUUCAUCCCACUGCGCGGUAAUUUGGGCAAAUAUCUUAUAGACCUGUACGGAAACCCAUUAUGCAUGAAACAGGAAAAAAGAAAAUGGUGAAGUUACCUUCGGGAGUCAUGCUGACUCAUAAGGGCCGGUUUGCCAGUUUCCAUGGCGUAUAAAUUUUCUACUUGGACGGGACACCGGUCCGGCGUUGGAUUACUCAUUUUUGCCUGUUGGGUGGACUGGAGCAACGUGACAAUAAGUGCUUUGCCCAAGAACCUAACGCAUCACCCGGUCCAAGAAUCGAAACCACAAUCUUAUGAUCAUGAGUCCAACACCUCUAACCACUAAGCCACAUGCCUCCACAAACAAAUUGUCAAUUGUGGGGCACGACUGUCACUACAUAAACCUGAUGAUUAGUAACGCAUGAAAGUACUAGUUCAUUUCAAUAUUGUAAAAUUAUAGAACUGUAAAAUAGCAAAAAUUGCAAAUAAUAAAACGUGAAAAUCAAACUAACUUGGAAUUUCAUUGAUUAAUAUAUAUAUAUAUACAGCCCUAGCUGUGAUAAUAACUAUAUAAGAUAUAAGCGCCUUUUUAUAUAUACAACAUCCUCUUGUAUAUAUAUAUAUAUAUAUAUAUAUAUAUAUAUAUAUCGGGUCAGCUGGGAUACUUGUCCAAUCACAGGUCCUCUUUCAGGUUUCCGGAAAGACGAUUCGUCAUAUCCCUGGCUAGCCAAUUGUGGCGCCUCAAUGAUGAAGGAACCCCAUACGAUAUCAAGUGGAGGAUCUUAGAGCGGCCGGGACCCUACAUCAACAGGAGCGAUGCUGCAAGCUUUGCAUAGCCGGGCGAGCAAGGAUACUUAGAUACCCUGAAACCUGGAUCACUGAACACUCGCCAGAAACUUUACAGUUCUUGUAUCUAUUUCAAGCGCUACUUGCUGCAAGCAUGGAAUUCUUCGUUUUCCAGUUAAGCCCAGAAGGGUCCUUACGACCAAAAACCGCCAAAAUACUGGUCUAAAGGAGAUAACCCGUCCUCACUGACCCCGGACUAUUUAUUCUCUGAUGACCAACUGUUUUCUACUUUCUUACUUUCAAUUCUUUCAUUUGUCAUUUAUAAAGAAUAUACUCCGAAA
Octopus bimaculoides (California two-spot octopus) is the source of this 4755-nucleotide messenger RNA. RefSeq names its product matrilin-1. The record is from RefSeq and is a predicted model, not a curated record. Lineage: Eukaryota; Metazoa; Mollusca; Cephalopoda; Octopoda; Octopodidae.